GCGGCGGAAAUUCAUGGCUAAGACGUCGUAGUCAGGGCCUGGCCAGUCAAAUUACGCCAACCACCGCCUGGCUGGCCACGAGAUAAAUACUGUUGCUCCCGGCCUUUUUAUUUAAUUUCCUUUCUCUGUGCAUCUGUUUCUUGACGACUUGCUACGGGUAAUCGACCAAACCUCUCAUUGUUGUCGUUGUGUCACUAUCGCCAGCACGCGAGCAUUCACAGCAGAUCGUUGACGCUUUCGGCCAGGCCACACUCUCCUGCAGCAAGCAGACCAAGCUUCUCGAGAUCAAGACAUUAUCCUCACAACUCCAACAUCAUCAAGCCAACACACAAGCCACAAUGACGACCUACAUCACCAAAUACGCUGCCAAGCAGCUCCUAGGCAAGAACAUGGAGAAGUUCAAGCACAAGGAUCCCGCCGGCGAAGAUGACCCCUUUUUCACCUACAUCGACCACCCGCGCAAAAAGGGCAAGAAGAAGAAGGUCAAGAAGCAGGUCCCGGACUACAUCCCGGAGCACGACGCCGUGAUCCUAGCCAAGAUGCGGCAGCGCGCGUACUGGCUCGACUGCUCGCUCUUCACGCUGUUCGGCCAGCGCUUCGGCUGGAGCAGUGUGAUUGGCAUUAUCCCCGGAUUCGGCGACGUCGCAGACGCCCUCCUCGCCCUCGCCCUCUUCUCCCGCCUGCGCACCUGCGAGUGCGGCAUCGACCCGACCACCCAACUCCAAAUGCUCAUCAACAUCCUCAUCGACUUUGUCAUCGGCCUCAUUCCCAUCCUGGGCGACAUCCUCGACGCCUCCUUCCGCGCCAACACGCGCAACCUGCGCCUGUUCGAGAGGCAUCUCGACAAGGUGUACAAGCCCAAGACGCUGCGGGAGUCGGAGCGCAGGCAGAGUAAGCUGGGACAGCAGAUUCCGCCGCCGGCGACGGAGUAUGCGUUUUUUGAGGACGACGAGGAGGAGGGGUUGCCGCGGUAUGAGCAGGAUGGUGGUGGGUCUGGGGUUGCGCAGCCGGCGCCGGUGAGGCAGCAGGAUGGUGGGCGGGCGGGGAAUGGUGUUGGUGCGGUGUAUGCUGCGCCGGCGCAGGACGAUCCGCGCCGGAAGAAGUCGGUCAAGAAGGAGCGGCGGUGAGGACGGAGGGGCGGCAGUGAGGAAGGUGUGUGCGACGAAAGACUCGGCGGUCCAUUUUGGUAUGAAUGUGUUGAGAGUUGGCUUGAGUACAGGAGGGUGUUCCGAUGACUUCUUGUUAAUCCCCCGAUUGAAUGAUAUGACGAGACGCCCACGACGAAUGUAAUGUAUGUACACACAUAGUAAUAAGCACCGUAAUUAAUAUGCACACCGGAAUGAACUUGAAC
This is a messenger RNA of Pseudovirgaria hyperparasitica, 1351 nucleotides long. RefSeq lists its product as uncharacterized. The record is from RefSeq and is a predicted model, not a curated record. The transcript is spliced from 3 exons. The coding region runs from base 339 to 1127 and encodes 262 amino acids. Lineage: Eukaryota; Fungi; Ascomycota; Dothideomycetes; Acrospermales; Acrospermaceae.